AUGGAAACUUGGUUUUGGAUUCUCGGCUGGUUUUUUUCCUUUCUGACGAUGACUGGAAAUGGAUUUUUUAUCCUCCUUGUUUGUACUAGACGGCAUCUUCGAACCAAAACCAACGCCUUUGUUGUAUCCCUCGCAGUAGCAGACUUUUUUGUUGGGAUGACUGCUGUUCCUUCGCUGUUUCUCUUAGAAAGGAUUGGCAGCGGUUACUCACAAGGUUUAUACACAGGCCUGAAGAGUUUGAAGUGGCUGUUCCAGGAUGCAUCAGUGAUCAACAUGUGCAGUUUGGUACUGGAUCGCUACAUAGCUGUUGUGAAGCCUUUGAAAUACUUAACCUUUAUGACUUCCAGACGUGUUAUCCAGCUCAUUUCCUUCUCGUGGGGGUUGUGUGUUGUUUUCAUUUUGGUUUUAUCAUCUCUGUUAUUUAGCCUUAACCCAAGAGUCGUCUUACGUACUCUGUUUUGGGUGGUUUUUGUUUUAUUUUACUUCUUGCCAAGUUUAAUGAUUAUUUUUUGUUUUGCACGAAUGUUACGUGUUAUCUAUAUGCAAAACCGAGCA
Porites evermanni is the source of this 555-nucleotide messenger RNA. NCBI's taxonomy places the organism in Eukaryota, Metazoa, Cnidaria, Anthozoa, Scleractinia, Poritidae. The record is from the annotation of a GenBank genome assembly.